Adineta steineri is the source of this 396-nucleotide messenger RNA. NCBI's taxonomy places the organism in Eukaryota, Metazoa, Rotifera, Eurotatoria, Adinetida, Adinetidae. The record is from the annotation of a GenBank genome assembly.
AUGAUCAAUACUCUUCAAGAUGUACUUGCAUUAAUUCAAGAAAGCAUCAAAGACACUGACGAAGAACUUCCACUUAGUAAUCUUAACUUCGCUGUAACCGACAGUUGUCAAUUACUUGCUGUUCGUUUCUCAUCGAUCGAUGAAUUCGAACCUCCUUCAUUGUAUUAUUCGACAAAGGCAGGACCUGUUCUUAAUCGAAAAUAUCCUGAUCAUCCUGAUGGAAAAGAAGAAAUUCCGAAGACAGCAAUGCGAGCUACGCAUGAACAUGGAAAACAUGUUAUUGUAGCAAGUGAACCCAAUACGUAUAACACGAAAGAUUGGCAUUUGGUACCUUCAACGUCAUUUGUUCUCAUCGAUAAAAACUUGAAUGUUACAGUUGAAAAAAUUCAGUUAUAA